AUGGGAGGCUCCCCUCCUAGCGGAGACUCUGUCCGUUCUGUAAAAGACUAUCGUCGACAAGUCGCGACUUCCCAGAAGUGGCCGACUAAACCGACAAGUCAUCCUCCGAUAACCUUCUCACCGGACGACGCUGAAGGAGUUCACGCUCCCCAUAAUGAUCCUCUUCUCGUCGUCCUUGGAAUUGGAGAGUAUGAUGUCACCAAGAUCCUCAUUGACACCGGAAAUUCCGUCAACCUCAUCUUCCUAGGAACUCUGCAGAAGAUGGGAGUUGAUCUUGACGACAUAAAAGCGUCCUCCAGAACGUUAAUCGGAUUCAAUGGAUCCUCUGAAACUAUCUUGGGAACGAUCCGUCUCCCGGUACGCGCGUGUGGCGUUACUCGAACGGUUAAGUUUGCCAUUGUAAGCACAAAAGCUCCGUAUCACGCUAUACUUGGCACCCCUUGGCUACACUCGAUGCAAGCCGUUCUUUCCACCUACCACCAGUGCGUCAAGUUCCCUGGUACGGACGGAAGGAUAAAAACGUUGUGA
Molecule: messenger RNA, 528 nt
Organism: Brassica napus (rape)
Lineage: Eukaryota; Viridiplantae; Streptophyta; Magnoliopsida; Brassicales; Brassicaceae
Exons: 1
Coding region: 1-528 (175 amino acids)
Source: RefSeq, a predicted model, not a curated record